AUGGAAAAAACCAAUAGCAAUUUCACCAUUUCUCCUCUUCCUGCUCACAAAAAACCAAGAAAAAGCCGGGGCAAUUCAAAUUUUUUGCUGGAUUUUGUGCCCGGUGAAAACGCCACAGUAAUUCAAUUAUUAGCCAAAGAAGGAGCAAUUUUCCAAGGAAAAACGGCAAUGGAUGAAUUUGCUUGCGGCGGCACAGGAUUAUUAGCUAAUACUGGAAUAAUUACUAAUCCGCAUAAUCCUCGGCAUAUUACCGGGGGUUCUUCUUCUGGUUCCGCAGAAGCAGUAGCCAGAGGCUUGGUUUCUUUUGCCUUAGGUAGUGAUACCGGUGGUUCAGUGCGGCAACCAGCGGCUUAUUGUGGAAUAAUUGGUUUUAAGCCUUCUUACGGGUUAGUUUCUCGUUAUGGACUUAUUCCUAUGGCUUCCUCUUUGGAUACAGUGGGAAUUUUGGCGAAUUCUGUGGCUACUACCAAGGAAGUUUUUGCGGUAAUCGCCCAACCUGACCCUAAUGACCUUUUAACUAUUGCUGCUGAGCAAGCUAGAAUUAAGCCAGUUUCUUUGACCAAAAAAAUCGCUGUUUUAAAAGGCAUAGAGAAACAUUUGGCCCCGGAAUUUGCUAGACUAUACCAAAACACAAUUGCUAUUUUAAAAGGAAAAAAUUAUCAAGUGAAAACCAUUGAGAUUCCCCUGGAAAUAAGGGACAAUCUUCAACUUUGCUAUUUAAUUAUUUGUUCGAGCGAGUUAGCCAGUCAUUUAAAUUCUUGCCAAGGAAUAACUUACGGACAAAAAGUAAAUAGUGCCAAGAAUAUUGGAGAAAAAGUGGGCCAAAUGAGAACCGAAUAUUUAGGCAAAUCAGUGCGGCAACGUUUGCUAUUAGGUAGUUAUUUUUUACAAAAUAAACAAGCCCCAAAAAUCGAACAUAGUACUUUUUUUUUUACUGGUAGUGAAACGCAUUGGAGCGAUAAUUUACUACUUUUAGCCAGUUUGGGUGGCUUUCCUAGUUUAAGUUUGCCGAUUGGCUUGGUGAAUGAACUAAGCGUAGGAGAAGAAUGUUUUUAUGAUUUACUUCCUGCAAAUAAAAAAAUCGGUAUUGAUAUUGGCCGCAAAAAGCGAGAAGCGGAAAACCAACAACUAGCCCAAAAGCAAACUGGUGAAGGUGGCAAUGGUGCUGUUUCUUUUCGUCAUGAUUAUCGUAAUCCCAAAGCUGGUCCAGACGGAGGAAAUGGUGGUAAUGGCGCAGCCGGUAAUGGAGCCAACGGAGAAAAUCAGUUAAAAACUGGCAAAAACGGAGAAAAUAUUUAUAUCAAAGUUCCCUUGGGCACAGUCAUUAAAUUAAGAGAAGAAAAACUUGCUUUUACCCAAAUCAACAAGGAGUUAAUUCUUGGGGAAAUUUUGUUUCCUCAACAAACAUUAUUAAUUGCCAAAGGCGGAAAAGGUGGGUGCGGAAAUGCCGCUUUUGCUUCUUCGGUUAAUCGGGCUCCCCAUUAUGCCCAAAAGGGUAGUUUAGGAGAAAAAAUUCAACUGCGACUAGAAUUAAAAAUUCUGGCUGACGUUGGCUUGUUAGGUUUGCCUAAUGCUGGCAAAAGCACUUUAAUCAACGCUUUAACUAAGGCCAAAGUAAGAACCGCGGAUUUUCCUUUCACCACUCUCAAUCCCCAAUUAGGAGUUUUAGUCAAAGGAGAGCAAAGGAUAACUAUUGCUGAUUUGCCCGGAAUUAUUGAAGGAGCAGCCCAAGGGAAAGGCUUAGAUUUAGACAUUUUAGAAAAAGAAUUAAAAAGCAGCGGAAUUGCUGAACCCCAAAAUAAGCAAAAAAUAAUUAUUUGA
Entrophospora sp. SA101 is the source of this 1821-nucleotide messenger RNA. The record is from the annotation of a GenBank genome assembly. Lineage: Eukaryota; Fungi; Glomeromycota; Glomeromycetes; Entrophosporales; Entrophosporaceae.